UCGUGUUCUGUUUUGGUAUCAUCUCGCAAUAAAGGAAAUCAAUUUUCAUAAUAUAUCCAUGAAUUUAAAAUUAUACAUUACGCGUUUUACAUAUGAAAAAUUGACGAAUUUUAAAUCUAAUCAGCAGUCAUGAAUACCACAGCCCCAACUUCGGCGGAUGCCUGCUUAAGUAUAGUUCAUUCGCUGAUGUGCCACAGGCAAGGGGGUGAAAGUGAGGGUUUCUCCAAAAGAGCUAUUGAGUCAUUAGUCAAGAAGUUAAAAGAAAAACGAGACGAAUUAGAUUCAUUGAUCACAGCAAUAACAACAAACGGUGCUCAUCCAAGUAAAUGCGUUACUAUUCAACGAACUUUGGAUGGUCGUUUACAGGUCGCUGGAAGAAAAGGUUUCCCUCAUGUGAUCUAUGCUCGUAUCUGGCGGUGGCCAGAUCUACAUAAGAAUGAGCUUAAACAUGUUAAGUUCUGUCAGUUUGCAUUUGACUUAAAAUGUGAUUCAGUUUGUGUUAAUCCUUAUCAUUAUGAAAGGGUUGUAUCUCCUGGAAUUGAUCUCUCAGGACUCACACUUCAGUCCGGACCUAGUCGAUUAGUCAAAGAUGAGUAUACUGCAGGUCUAAGCGGUAAUGGAAUGGACAUGGAUACUGGCGAGUUGGUGACCAUCCAGCAUCAUGCUACAAGCCCAAGACAUCAUCACUCUACCAUACCUCACCAUCAUCAGCAAUUUCAAACUACAAAUAUUAUUAUUAAUCAAGGCCAGACGCCCGAUGGCGUUGCGAAUAUGUUUUCUGCUACACACGGCUCGCGAACCCCAUUACGACCCGGAGCACCGUUGGCCCCACCUCAAAUGGUACAUUCACCUGGUAAUCAAAUGAUCACAAAUCAUUCUGGUGGCCAAAUGCCUGGUACUCCACAAAUGGGUCCGGGUACACCUCAAAUGGCGCCCGGUACCCCUCAAAUGGGGCCGGGAGCUCCUCAAAUGGGACCGGGAACUCCUCAAAUGGGUCCAGGAACUCCACAAAUGGGGACAAACGUACCACAGAUGGCUUCGCCGAGACUAGCAUCCGCGCCUAACCAGAUGUCCCCAGGAACCCCACAAAUGCCAAACAUAAGCCAGGGAAUGUCAAUACCAAGCCCUCAACAGAUGGCAAUGGCACAACAAAGAGCUAUAGCCCCUAAGUUGGAACCACCCGACACAAUGGACGCUCGCGCGAUGUGGCUGCCAAAGAGAAUGAAUCAUUCUGCCAUGCCAGUCAGUAUGUCACCGGGUGCUACGACACCAUUACUAGAUGGUUCAAACAACACAUUCUUCACUACAGAGCCGACAGCCACAGACACCCAAAUGACACAAACUCUACCAACGGGAACAGCAGCAGUGUCUGCAGUAUCGGCUGUACCAGUGACAUCAGUAUCAGCUAUGCCCACUGAGCCUCAGCAGAAUGGCUUUGCUGCUGGCAGUCCUGCUCCUCAGCAAAGUCCGGUCCCUCAUCGUACUCAGCACCAGCAAGGCACGUGGACGGGCAACAACACGCUGACGUACACGCAGAGCCUGGCGCCGCCGCCCGCCGCGCCGCCCGUGGACGCGCCCGCGCACCACCACCACUAUUACAAUGGAAACCCUAGUGGUCUUCUUUCAAGUCAGCCUGCCCCAGAGUAUUGGUGCUCGGUGGCUUACUUUGAGUUGGAUACUCAAGUCGGAGAAACAUUCAAAGUGCCCUCAAGUCGGCCUAAUGUCACUGUCGAUGGCUACGUGGAUCCCUCCGGCGGAAACAGAUUCUGCUUAGGUGCUCUUAGUAAUGUACACAGGACAGAGCAGAGUGAGCGUGCUAGACUGCACAUCGGCAAAGGCGUGCAGCUGGACCUGCGCGGCGAGGGCGACGUGUGGCUGCGCUGCCUGUCGGACCACUCGGUGUUCGUGCAGUCGUACUACCUGGACCGCGAGGCGGGCCGCGCGCCCGGAGACGCCGUGCACAAGAUCUACCCCUCCGCCUGCAUCAAGGUAUUCGACCUGCGGCAGUGCCACCGGCAGAUGCAGACGCAGGCGGCCACGGCGCAGGCGGCCGCCGCCGCGCAGGCCGCCGCCGUCGCCGGACACAUCCAGCCCGCGCACCCCGGCAUGAACAAGUGCUUGUCAGCGGCGGCUGGCAUAGGCGUUGAUGACCUGCGACGGCUCUGCAUCGUGCGGUUGUCGUUUGUCAAGGGCUGGGGACCGGACUACCCGCGCACCUCCAUCAAGGAGACGCCGUGCUGGGUCGAGGUGCAUCUGCAUAGAGCACUGCAACUGCUGGAUGAGGUGCUGCACACGAUGCCGAUCGACGGUCCGCGGUCGAACAUCGAGUAGGAGUUGAUCGGCUUCUUUUGAGGCCUUCGAGCGACUCCGCACAGCCUGGCGCCUUCGCCGGUACACUGCUCAAACUACCCUCUUUACCCCUCCACUUUGUAUACCUUAUCCCCUCUGAUCAUUUCGACGUAAUUAUGUUAUACAUGAUAUGGUAACAUCUUUUACCCUCCAGUAAAUAAGUUUAUAGUUUCUUUUUAACAUAGAAAUGCUGCAAGACAUUUAGUCACAUGUAUUUUCACGGCAUAUUUAAUGCAAGUCAGAAUACAUUAAUAUUGUAAUGUAAAAAGUUUUUAUUAAUCCAAAUUCGCUAUAUAAUUAAUUACCACAAAUACGAUUAUAAUAUUUUAUAUAGCAUAUUUUUGUAUGUCCCAAAUCCUUCCUUACCUAGUCUUUGUCCUCUUGAUGUAUCAAAGAACAGAAGCACACAAUGGAGAGUGCAUAAUGAACCUUAGUGCUAUGAUCUUAAAGAUGCUUUUCCCUCGAGCGGUGUCUCGAACGCAACCAGGCGAAAUGUGCAAGUUUGUUUAAUUAAGGAAAGUGUCAAGGAUUGAGUAUAGUGUUGAACGGUUCAUGGAGCUGGUGGAUUUAUAUUUAAUAUUGCCAUAUGAUUAGCAUUUAUAUAUUUGUUAAUUAUUUUUAUGUUGUAUUUUAAUAUAGAUACGUUUCGGCUAAAUCCGUCUUCCAAAAGAUUACAUUUUAUUUUUCUAUUUCGUCUUCCUUUGUCUAAAUUGUUAUCAUUAAAUGGUUUGGUUAUUAUUUUGUACGGUAAGGAUUGUUGAUUGGAAACAAACGUUGCACAUUGUAUGAAGGCGCAUUCGCUCGCGUUUAUAUAAAAAGGUGAACUAUUAAUUGAUGUCUUGUAUCUAUUUUACAACGUAGAUCAGAUUAGAAUAUUAAAUAGCACCAGUAUUGUUAUAAUACGGACUAAAGAAUAUAUAAAACUGAUCUCAAUAUAUUUUUCACAAAUCCUAAUUGAACUAUCGUUAAUAGUAAUUAAGUAAGAUAUUAGUUUUAUACAUUUAACAUAUAUAUGUUGUAAAGUUAUACGAAUUUUAGUAACAGCGAUACCAAAUUAAGGCAUUUUCUUUUUAUAUAACUUAGAAUAAAUAUAACAAGACAUAAUUAUGGUUCAACUUGAAAGAAGCCAAAUAGUAAUUAGCUUUCGAUAGACGUAAGCUAAAGUACCGCGGUUAAGUUUAUACAGUAAUUUAUGAUAUUUAGGUAUAGAUAUAUUUUUAAGUGAUAAUGGUAUACGCGGCGCGGGAAAGGCUGUAUUUUGUUAGCUGGAGGAACUGUACGCUGGGGUUGCAUGAAGCGUUACAAUUGUAUGAAGUGACUAAUAUAUUAAAGGACUUGCCAUAUACAAAAAAUAUAUAAAUUGAAUAAAAUUUGUGUUGUCAUAAAUGGUAAAUUAAAAUGAAUUAAAUAUUAUUACGGUAAAUAAUCGAUAACAGAUAAAAUAAAAUAUAAAGUAAUGAUACAAGCAACCUCAUCGUUAGUGGUGAUCUGUGAUGUUCUAACAAAAGGAAAAUAGGAUAGGUCGCGUAAUCAAUUCGAUGAAAUUAGAUAUUAAGGCAAAUGACAUAUUUUGUGUACGAGAGUUAAAUGUUUAAGGUUAUAAAUGUAUGUCGUGUUUUUGGAACUUUGAAAUAUUUGAGAUUUUUUUUGUUUCGUUUGCUAUAUGUAUAAUGUAGAUUUGCUUUAAUCCUUUAAAUACUUCUCAGUUUUAUAUGUGUUGCAUUGUAAUACUGUUAGUGAGGUGUUUCGAUUAUAUUUUUUUUUAUAUCGAUUAUUUUAUUUUAAAGAUUUGUAUCAUGUAGGUUUUACCUACUUUUAAGCUUUUUUUUAUGUUUUACUUUUGUCUCAUUUUAUAUAACAGAUAUUAUUUUUUUGUGUUUCGUAUAAUAUUGCACGAUUUCGCAUAUUGGAUGAAUAUCAUCACAAAUUAUAUUAUUUAUUGUUUAUUCAUUGUUCACAAUAUUAAUAUUGUUACCAAGAAAUUUGUAUGUGCAAGUGUGUAUAGUACUAAAAUAUGAUAUUUUUAAUAAUAUUGUGACGUGUGACGGUCGGCCGGCUGGAACGAACGGGGGCUGCGUAACGUUACUUAGAAAUUAUACCCGUUUAAAUUUUUCUCUUAAGGAGUUUUUCGCGAAGAGUAAAUAAAAAAUAAGUGACAAUCGAAAAUACCUCUGUAAAGUGAUCAAAAAAUAAAUAAAUAAAAGGAAUCAAAGGGUUUUUAGAUUUUAAUAAGUGGUAAGGUUUUAAUGAUGUUAAUGUUUUGAAUAAUAUUUGACAAAUUCUACAUAACACAGUUGGACUUACCGUUGAUCACACGUGUGUCGUCGAAUCGAUCGUUUCAUAAAAACCGUAAGCGAAUAACUUAGACGGCUUAACUUGUGAACCUGUACAAUAAGUUAAACCUUAGAACGUAUAAUGUUUUAUAAUUGAAAAGCUAUAUAAGGAAAUAAAAUGUUGGUAAGUUUUUUUUUUAAAUGGAAACACAUUCAAUGAGUGUUGACAGCUUUAAUAUUAUGUUCAAAUAUUAUUUACAAUCUAUCCAUAAAGUAUGCCAUAGACGGUUUUUGAUGUAUUUGUUUAUAAAUUUAUAACUGACCCGUGUUAGUGAAAUAUUGAAAUAUGAAUAGUUGAUAAAUACGAAAUACUCUCUGGGACCUAUAAUAGGCGCUUAUAAUUAGUCUUUAAAAUGAAGAAUUAUAUAUAUAUAAAUGACUGAAGGCAUUCUAACACCAUUAAAUGCUACAUUUAUUCAAUGGGACGUGUUUAUGUGGCAGCUAUUUAAAUUUGCACAUUAAUAAUAUUUGCAAAUGAAGGUGUCUGCUAGGACAAGUCGCGUUUCCAUGAAUAGUUUUCAUGGUUUGUCUGACUCGGAUAAGAUUAGUGUGUAGAUUCUUGCAACUGUAACUUAAAGCACAUGUUUACAUAUGUCAGGUUAGACUUUUGAAGGUGACGAUUGGAAAUAUGAAUGUUUUUAGUGAUAAUAAAAAUACAAAACUAAUUUUUUACCGUCAAGAUAAUUAGGUAAGGUUGAGCUCUGUUGAUUUUUAUGAUAUCAUUAUAUUUUCUAAGGAUUUUAAUUACAAAAAGGCAUAGCAUACUUGUAAAGGUUGUGAACGUAGUUGUGAAUUAACAUGAUAUUUAAACGAAAAUCAUUUUUUUUUAUGAAACGAUUCGACUUCACAUAAUAUAAAAAUUUCAUUCAAUCUACUACCUAAACAAAAUAAUUAGAUAUCACAAUACUAAAAUGCAUUAAUUGUAAAACACCACCAAAUUGAAAAGACACCGUUGUUAGUAUUGUCUUAUCUGUUAAGACUGUCUACUUAUUUUGGUCGGGUAUUGUUUUGAGCAGUGUGACAGUUAUUGGAUAUAGAUUAUGAAAAGUUGGGUAUUGUUAAUAACUAAAUAUCCGGAGUUUAAGUAUAAAAUGAUGUUUAUAAAUGUCUAUCGUGAAACAUAAUGCAGAUUUUUCGGCUAUUUGGUAUAUUUUUCGGAUAUUCGCAAAGCGAAAAAGAAUUCUAUAACUGUUUAAGAGACUAAUGUAUGAACUUGAUUAUUUGUACGACAUUUUAUACGUGAUUUUGUUCCCAAUAUUUUUUUUCUCAUGUAGUAAGGAGAAAUACCGCACACGGUGAAACAUAGCCUUAAGUGCAUACUUUAAGAGUGACUAUAAACUAUGGAACAGAAAUGAAUAUAAAGGUUAUUCCUCUAA
Nymphalis io (European peacock) is the source of this 6058-nucleotide messenger RNA. It is a transcript of the gene Med, whose product is annotated as mothers against decapentaplegic homolog 4. The record is from RefSeq and is a predicted model, not a curated record. Gene Ontology annotation, biological process: cell differentiation; BMP signaling pathway; transforming growth factor beta receptor signaling pathway. The transcript has 14 exons. Lineage: Eukaryota; Metazoa; Arthropoda; Insecta; Lepidoptera; Nymphalidae. Gene Ontology annotation, molecular function: RNA polymerase II cis-regulatory region sequence-specific DNA binding; I-SMAD binding; DNA-binding transcription factor activity, RNA polymerase II-specific. Bases 130 to 2331 code for a protein of 733 amino acids. Gene Ontology annotation, cellular component: heteromeric SMAD protein complex.